UCUGUGUUUAGCUGAGACGCCGCCCGCUUCGAGACGCUCUUGGGGCUGACGCCCUCUAAAGCAAACGUUAGACAGGAACAGGGAACAAGGAAGUUAUGCACCUGUUGCUGCUGCCAUUAAAACAUAACUUUCAACACCUACUGCGACCUCGACAACUAGCCUGUGUCUUUUUAGGAAGUGUUUUGAAGCCAUAUCAUGGCAGCGGCUGAGGGGGAAGCAGCGCCUAGAGAGGAACAGCAGCAUCAGCUCGGCUCCUCUUCCAGAGGCCUAGAGGACAGCCAGCCUGCUGCCAGCACUGAGCCCUCCCAGGAGCUGGUACCGGCGACCGCAGCGGCACCAACAGAAAAUACCGAGAAGGGGGAGACGGUAGGCGGAACGGCCCCACCAGAGACAACCGAGGAGCGGGCACCGACAGCUGCUGUGGCCCCAGCAAAGAGCACUGAGGAGCGGGCAGCGGCGGGCAGAGUGACCCGCUCCCAGCAUGGUGCCGUCUCCACGCAGUCAUCUCCGGAUCAGUUCAAACUCAGAAAGUUCUUCGUGUUGAGGCCUGGCACUCUGAAUCAGGCCAUCAAAGACAUUGAAGCUCUGGUGGAUAAAGAAGUAGAUGGCAGCAUUCACAGCAUCUGGCUGAUGGCAGAGGUGGAUCACUGGAACAAUGAAAAGGAGCGUCUUGUUCUCAUCACAGACAACUCUCUCCUGGUCUUCAAGUACGACUUUGUCAUGUUCAACUGUGACCAGCUACAGAGGAUCCCACUGAACUAUGUGGACCGCAUCUCCCAUGGCACCUUCAGCUUCCCAAAGCACUCCCUUCUUCAGAGGGAAGGGGAGGGCGUGCGAGUCUUCUGGGACCGGCUGAGAGAGCCCUCCUUCACCUCCAGGUGGAACCCCUUUGCCACCGACUUCCCUUUCAUCACCUUCACACACCACCCUGUGAGGAACAUCAAUGACACGUUCGCCGCUCUCUGUGACAUCCAUAACUUUCGUGAGCAGCUCAAGGACGCAGCACAGAAAGUCCACAUCAUGAAGCCAGUUCCUGGGAAGGCCAAUGGUGUCCUGGUCCUGAAUCAGCAGAUCCACAUCGAUGCCUAUGUGGGCCUCAUGUCUUUCCUCGGGAACCAGAACAAACUGGGUUACUGCAUGGCUCGGGGAAACAUUGGCUUCUAAACAUUUCACAUUUGUAUAAUAGUUCUGUUGUUGUUCAGAUUAUUUGCUGUAAUUUAUAAGUCUUGAAUUCAUGUUCAGGUUGUUUACAGAGAGUUCAUAAUUCUUGAAGGAUUGACCAAAGAUUUUUUCCAUAUUCAGGUUUGCUUUUGUGUCACGUUGAAGCCUGGAUUCCCAGGAUGAGAUGUAUGAGGUUUAAACAACUGUGUGAUCUCCCCCACUGCUUAUUACCAGUGUGUGGUGUCUGAGUACUCAGAAAUAUCCACAUUUCAACACCGCUCUUCACCGGAUGACGGAUCCCCCGCUGCUCUCAAGGAGCUUUGUAUUUGCUCCUCAGUGAUAUGGUAAUUCAACUCUUUCGCAACAGGACUCCUUUCUUCCUCCCCCAGUGUCUCUGUUAAAAGCUCAUUCCCAUGCCAUUCAGCCCCUUAGAGAUUCACUGGAGCAUGGGGGCACAUUUGUCAGUUUAUCAUUUGUAGUGUAUUUUUACAGUGCAUACAGUGCUGGAAUUUCCCCUUGAUUUCUGUGUUUACCAUGUGUCACUCUGCCUCGUUAAGUGUCAUCUGUUUGUCUUGUGAGCCAUAGACAUGAAAAUAUAAGCUGACAUAUUUUAUUAUUCCUCUUUACUGGUAUAAAAAACAUGUUGUUUUUCAUACAGAUUCCUACACAUCUUUUUUGUUCUGUGCGCUUCACUUGUAAAUUAUGAUAGAAAUACCUUGUCCUUACUUCAAUAAAAAUUUAUGCUUACUGAAA
Molecule: messenger RNA, 1914 nt
Organism: Lates calcarifer (barramundi perch)
Lineage: Eukaryota; Metazoa; Chordata; Actinopteri; Centropomidae
Gene: tprg1
Product: tumor protein p63 regulated 1
Exons: 6
Coding region: 196-1164 (322 amino acids)
Cellular component (GO): cytoplasm
Source: RefSeq, a predicted model, not a curated record